Molecule: messenger RNA, 1458 nt
Organism: Geodia barretti
Lineage: Eukaryota; Metazoa; Porifera; Demospongiae; Tetractinellida; Geodiidae
Source: the annotation of a GenBank genome assembly
AUGCCACUGCACCCACAAGCCCAACAGGUUAUCGACGCCACGCGCGCGCUGGGGUUGCCGCCGAAUCACACCGUAUCUCCCGCGGAGGCCCGGGCAAACGCCGCGCAGCGAUUGCGGAGCCCCGGCCCGGACGUCGCCAAGGUUGAAGACCAAUCCGUCCCCGGCCCGGCUACGAACGUUCCGGUGCGCAUUUACACACCCGACGGCAACGGCCCGUUUCCCAUCCUAGUCUGGUACCACGGUGGUGGUUGGGUAGUGGGAGACCUUGAUUCAGCCGAUGGCGCGGCGCGGCACCUUUGCGCCAGCUCCGGUAACGUUGUCGUGUCGGUGGAUUACCGCCUGUCUCCCGAGGCCAAAUUCCCUGAACCUUUCGAUGACUGCUACGCCGCCACCCUGUGGGCCAGCGAAAACGCGGAAUCUCUGGGCGGUGUGAAGGGAGUUGUAUCAGUCGGGGGAGAUAGCGCCGGCGGCAAUCUGGCCGCUGCCGUCGCGAUCAAGGCGGCCGAAACGGGCGACGUUCGUGUCAGUCACCAGUUGUUGGUGUACCCGGUAACGGACCGUGAUUUCGGCACUGGCUCUUACGCCGACAACGGCACCGGUUACAACCUGGAACGCGAAGGUAUGAUGUGGUACUGGGACGCCUACCUGGCCGACCCAGCGGACGCGGCGGAUCCGUUGGCGGCUCCCCUGCGAUUGCCAGCUGAUUUCGCCGCUGCCAAAGACCUGGCGAAAGCCUUUACCAUCACUGCGGAAUACGAUCCGCUCCGCGACGAGGGCGAAGCGUACGCGCGCCACCUGCAGCAGAUGGGUGUUCCAUCCAGCGGUCGACGCUACGACGGUAUGAUUCACGGUUUCUUCGGCCUGGCCAGCAACAUGGAUACAGCUCGCGUAGCCAUGGAUGACGCCGGCGCGUUCCUGCGCGGCGCAGUCGAUGACGUGGUGGCGGAGUAUCAUGCUCAACACCAGGGGGACACCGGCGCAAUGCGUCAGCUGUUAGACCCGCAGGCUCGCAACGUGCUGGAAAUCUUUGAUUCGCUGGAUAUCAAGCCAUUCCAGGAGAUGAGCGUCGAGGAAUGCCGUGAAGUGAUGGACAACCGGCCCCGGCCGCAGGGCCCGGCGGUUGGCCAGGUCGAAGACCGCGUUAUCCAGAAUUUGUACGGCAAAGAGCCGGGCGACGUUCCCAUCCGCAUAUACACGCCGGAUACCCAGGGACCCUGGGGCAUUCUGAUGUGGUUUCACGGCGGCGGCUGGGUUAUCGGCAACAUCGAAACCGCCGACGCCACCGCGCGGGAGCUAUGCGUUGGCGCCGACUGCGUUGUCAUUUCGGUGGACUACCGCCUGGCCCCCGAGUACAAAAUUCCCCACGCCGUUCGAGGACUGCCUCACCGCCACGAUUUGGGCAACCUACAACGCCGAAUCGCUGGGUGGUCGACCCAACGCCGUCGCCGUGGGUGGUGA